This is a messenger RNA of Penaeus chinensis, 1557 nucleotides long. RefSeq lists its product as uncharacterized. NCBI's taxonomy places the organism in Eukaryota, Metazoa, Arthropoda, Malacostraca, Decapoda, Penaeidae. The coding region runs from base 1 to 1557 and encodes 518 amino acids. The record is from RefSeq and is a predicted model, not a curated record. The transcript has 6 exons.
AUGAGCGCCGACUCUACGGCGUCGGCUUUGCUGUUCGAAACUCCCUCUUACCCACCAUUGAGGCGCCCUCCUCAGGCACGCCUAGACCCCUCUCUCUCCGCCUCACCACCAGCCAUCAUCCUGAGUGCCUAUGCUCCCACUCUCUGCUCCACAUCCGAGGUUAAGGACCAGUUCUACGAGGAGCUUGAGGCAAAGAUCCGGCAGAUCCCCACCAAGGAGCAGCUGUUCCUGCUCGGAGACUUCAAUACCCGGGUGGGAGCUGAUCACGACUCCUGGCCUCGCUGCAUCGGCCGUUUUGACAUCGGCAAGCUCAAUGAGAAUGUCCAGCGUCUUCUCGAGCUUUGCUCCUUCCACGACUUUUGUCUCACCAACACCUUCUUUCCCACAAAGCCCCACCACAGGGUGUCCUUGAGGCACCCCAGGUCCCAUCACUGGCACCAGCUGGACUUUCUUAUCACCAGGAGAUCCCUGCUAAACCAAAAGCCCCGACCCCGCAUCAACACAGCCAGAACUGCCAAGCCUGAGCUGAGGGAACGCUUUGCCAGAGCUAUUGACGAAGCUCUAGAGAACUGUCCAGCAGGUAGCGCUUCCAGGCGGUGGAACCACAUCCAUGAGGCUAUGUACCAGACCACCCUGGACACUUUUGGAAGAAGGGAGAGGAAGACGCUCUGUGCUGCUCGCAAAGAUGCACAGAGGAUUGCCAGGUGCUGUGCCAAUGACUACUGGUUGAACCUUUGCCAAGACAUCAAGCACGCUGCAGACCUGGGAAAUGUGCGUCGGAUGUAUGAGGGUAUAAAAAAGGCCUCUGGCCCAAGCACCAUCAAGACCGCCCCACUCAAAUCAGCUGAGGCCCUUGAGAACACUCCUCCACUGCCUGUUAUGGACGAGCUAGAUGUACCACCAACCAUCGAAGAGCUCAAAAAGGCCAAUGGGUCUUUAGCCAGUGGUAAGGGUCCAGGCAGUGACACCAUCCCCCCUGAAGAUGUCAAGGCCGCGAAGGAAAGCUCCCUCCUUGGCCAUCUUCAUGAGCUUCUGCUGCAACUGCAACACCUUGCCGAUCGUGUUUAUCCAGAGGCACAGCGUGCCUUCAGGGCUGCUAGGUCAACCAAUGACAUGGUGUUUUCCAUGAGGCAGCUGCAGAAGUGCCGAGAGCAGAGACAGCCCCUGUACCUGGCCUUCAUUGACCUGACAAAGGCCUUCGACUUUGACAUGUGUGGGACAGUCCAGUUUGACAGAUCAUGCUCAGAACCCUUUCAAAUAAGAAAUGUAGUGAAGCAGGGCUGCGUCCUUGCUCCUACCCUCUUUGGCAUCUUCUUCUCCCUGCUCCUUUCCUAUGCCUUCCGGAAAUCCGACGACGGCAUUUUCAUUCACACCCGAAGCGAUGGAGGCCUCUUCAACCUGGCUCGCCUUCGUGCAAAGACAAAGGUGAAGAGGGUGCUCAUCAGAGAGCUGCUCUUAGCUGAUGAUGUAGGCGUUGCCGCCCUGAGGCAGCACUGCAGCGACUCACUGGCCGUUUUUCAGCUGCUUGCACAGAGUUUGGCUUCACCAUUAGUUUGA